Cicer arietinum (chickpea) is the source of this 697-nucleotide messenger RNA. The record is from RefSeq and is a predicted model, not a curated record. NCBI's taxonomy places the organism in Eukaryota, Viridiplantae, Streptophyta, Magnoliopsida, Fabales, Fabaceae.
AUGUAUUUUUUUGAAUGUGUUGAUCCAGGCUACUAUGGAGACACGCAAACAAGAAUUACUGGCUUCUGGACAGUGGAUAAUUUUCAAAAGACAGGUUGCAUAAAUUAUAAUGCACAUUGCUCAGGUUUUGUGCAAGUCGAUCCAAAUGUUUUCCUUGGAGCAGCCAUCUCGCCAACAUCUGUAAUUGGAUCACGAUCCCAACAAUUCUUUUCUCCUUUUCUUGUCAAACAGGAUCAAAAUACUGGGCAUUGGUGGUUAAGUGCACAUGAUAAUAAAUCAGGGUAUCUAAACAUUGGAUAUUGGCCAAAGGAAAUAUUAACUCAUUUGAACCAAGGUGCUUCUUUGGUUAGAUUUGGUGGUGAAACUUUUACUCCUCCUAAUAAUAUGAAUAGUCCUCCAAUGGGUAGUGGAAUGUUGCCACAAACUCAUUUUGGUAGCUCAGCUUACAUGUCAAAUCUUGAAUUAUUUGACUCAAAUUACAAUUCAAUUAGUGUUGAACCUGAAUUCGUGACCAAAAAUGUUGACACCAACUCCAAUUGCUAUGAUUUGUUGUACAAUGGGGACCAAGGGAGUGUGUUUCAGCAAGCAUUUCUCUUUGGUGGGCCAGGAGGUCAAUGUGGUGUAUGAUUCUUUUAGAGCUACUUUUAUCCUAUGUUUCUAAAAUUUUAUAAUUAUGUUUCGAAAUUAUAUUCUUCUA